AUGUGCUGUCUGGACAAAAAAUGGAAGAAGCUGAACAGCCCAGUGACAUAGAGGAAGGAGGAUUGGAUCUCAGCGUGUCACUCAAACCCGUCAGUUUCUACAUCGCAGACAAAAAAGAAAUGCUUCAGCAAUGUUUCUGUGUUAUAGGGGAGAAGAAAUUACAGAAGAUGCUGCCUGACAUUUUAAAGAGCUGUUCCAUGGACGAAAUCCAAAGGCUUUGCUUGGAGCAGUUGGAACUGUUAUCUGAAAAAAAACUGCUGAGGAUACUUGAAGGCAAGGUUGGAGCUGACUCUGAUACUGAUGAGGAGGCAGAUGGAGGAGUCAGGACUGGAAGUGAAUCCGUCAGUCAACAGGACAACAGUAUAGACUCUACUUCUUCUCUCAAAGAAGACAACAAGGUGGAAGGUCAGGAAUCAAAACAAGGCAAGGGAGAAGACAGUGAUGUGCUCAGCAUCAAUGCAGACGCGUAUGACAGUGACAUAGAGGGCACAGGCAAUGAGGAAGACGGCGCAGAUGUGCAAGAACACCUGGCCAGAGGUGGAGCUGGUCAGAUAGACGACCUUCAGAAGGACAUUGAGAAAAGUGUGAAUGAGAUUCUGGGGCUGGCAGAGUCCAGCCCGGAGGAACCAAAAGCAGCAGCCUUGACCGUUCCUCCGUCAGAGGACGUUCAGCCCUCGGCACAGCAGCUGGAACUUCUGGAGCUGGAGAUGAGGGCCAGAGCUAUUAAGGCUCUGAUGAAAGCCGGUGAUGUCAAAAAACAGCCCUGACAUUGUUUA
Apaloderma vittatum (bar-tailed trogon) is the source of this 776-nucleotide messenger RNA. RefSeq names its product caspase activity and apoptosis inhibitor 1 (gene CAAP1). Lineage: Eukaryota; Metazoa; Chordata; Aves; Trogoniformes; Trogonidae. Bases 21 to 767 code for a protein of 248 amino acids. The transcript has 5 exons. The record is from RefSeq and is a predicted model, not a curated record.